Messenger RNA from Coregonus sp. 'balchen', 2899 nucleotides. NCBI's taxonomy places the organism in Eukaryota, Metazoa, Chordata, Actinopteri, Salmoniformes, Salmonidae. The record is from the annotation of a GenBank genome assembly.
CCAGACAGACGCUCACAACUUCUACAUCAGGACCAGCCGGUGGACGGAUUUUUGGAUACGCUGUUGAAACUAUUUGUGAAUACAUUUGACUUCGGCUUUUAUGGAGUGAUCCCUUUUAAACAAUCUCAACACUUUCAGAAUAUUUACUUACAUUGCUCGGAACGUUCUAUCAAGGUAAAAGACAAUCAUAUUUCAAGUCUCAAAAUGACUCCUCUUUUUGCUUUGUUCGUACUUUUCCUGAGGGCUGCGGAGCCCCGACAUGUCGGCUCUGGUUACACGGCGCUGAGGACCCAGGACAGGGACGGGUUUGCACAUGCACUAGCCACGGGGACCGGAGAGUCAGAAUCUGAGGUGAAUCUGAAUCAGAUUGGAGGAGGAUAUGUCGAAUCUCUGUCGCAGGAACCAGACGCAAACACAAAGAGAGUCCCCCGGGGCGCCAAGGAUGGAAGCUCGAGAAAACGGGACCAGCAGUCUCCCCACAGCUACGGACACCCCAGACCGUAUGACCCGGACGGCUACUUUACCACGCCCAAGAGUGCACACCUGGCCGGCAACAGCACCCCAGACAGAGAUUCCAAGGGCUCGGUGCUGCUCCACAACCCACUCUAUCCGGUAACUGACAGCUCCUACGGGGCUUACGCAGUGAUGCUGCUGGCCCUCAUCCUAUUCGCCAUGGGCAUCGUCGGUAACCUCGCGCUCAUGUGUAUCGUUUGGCACAACUAUUACCUAAAGAGCGCGUGGAACUGCAUCCUUGCCAGCCUGGCGUUCUGGGACUUCCUCGUGCUCUUUUUCUGCUUGCCAGUGGUGGUCUUCAACGAGCUCACCAAGAGACGGUUGCUAGGGGACCUUUCAUGUCGGAUUGUGCCCUACAUGGAGGUAAAAAGUUCACAUUGAACGUCCACGUACGUGAGGACCUUUCGGCCGUGUGCAUAAAGAGAUGCAAGGAGGUGCACCUGUUGCGUCAUGCGCAAGUGUCCCGUUAUUUCUGCAUAGGAUCUAGCUCUCCUCGUUGUCCCAUUAUUGAACAGUAGGGCUAGGCCAGUCAUACACACAAGUUAUCAUAAUUUUGUAUAAAUAAAAAUGAUUAUGCCUACACAUAUAGGGACAGGUAGCUAAGGUAUAAAUAAAGAGUCUAUGACGAGAUACAAAGAACACCGAUUGUAAAAUGUCUGAUCUUUUUAGUUAUAGAUAUGGGUGAAAGGCUACUAUUCACAUAUUUUUGAGUAUGAAUACUCAGCCUGCCCCCAAUGGGGCUUCUGCCAUCAGGGCUGAAAUAGUGCACUUGCAGGAUUGAUGGUGUUAGCCCAGCUCUGGCUGUUCCACUUGUCUGGGUAUUUAUAUAUUUCAAACACAAACUAUACUUAAUCACUAUAAUGUGUGUGUUUUUUAUAGUUGCAAUGACACUAUGUGCACCACUGCCCGUGUAUAUAGCUGUCUUCAGACUGGUGCCAGACCCCUCUGUAUUAUGGUAGUUAGCCCAUUGUUAUGCUAACGAAGGCCUCACGUUAAUAGUCUGGCGGGGUGUGCUUAACUAAUUGAGGUUGUUAGGAACUCUAUCAAGGAGGGGAUCUGGGUCAGAUAGACCACUCUAAUGUUAAUCUAUAUGCUAUUUUUAACCAAGCUGAGUAGGACAUUUGUAUAUUCCUGGGGAUCUAUUCAGGGUAGUAGUGCUUCCCCCAGUCUCAGAAUCAGCAUCAUUCCCCCAGUCUCAGAACCUGCCAAAUGAACAUCUUGUAUUGAAACCAGUGUCACUGCAUCUGUCCCAUUCACUCUCCCUCUCUCCUUUCCACUGUCUUCUUCUCUCCUUCUUUGCCCUCACCCCUCUCUCCCAUCUUCACUUUGUCUUUCUGUUUCGCCUCCCUCUCUACAUCUUUCCCCCCUCUUCUUCCUUAUUUCUCCCUCUCUCAUUCUCCUACCCCUCUCCCUCCAGGUGACCUCCCUGGGAGUAGCCACGUUCAGCCUGUGUGCGUUGACCAUCGACCGGUUCCACGCAGCGACCAGCCCCCAGCCCCAGGCUCCGCGGGUGGAGCCCUGCCAGUCCAUCCUGGCCAAGCUGUCUGUGGUCUGGAUCGGCUCCAUGGUCCUGGCUGCUCCAGAGCUGUUGCUGUGGCAGCUCACCCAAGAGGUCUCCGUCCAGCCAGGGGGCUUCGUGGUGGACCUGUGUGUCCGGAGGCCCUCCCUCAGCCUGCCUGAGUCGGUCUACUCCCUGGUGCUGACGUACCACGAGGCCCGCAUGUGGUGGUACUUCGGCUGCUACUUCUGCCUGCCGCUCCUCUUCACCCUCGCCUGCCAGCUGGUGACGAGACACGUUGUCGCUGAAGAGGCACGGAAGAAACAGGGGACAACCACAGCAGUAGGAGGAAAAAGAGUACGUCCUUCCUCUUCCUCCACCUCCUCUUCAUCAUCAUCCUAUUCCGCUCCUAAGAAGCAGCAGCAGCUGAAGAGAGAGCGUAGGUUGAGUUCUACAGUCGUGGCGUUGGCCAUCGUUUACGCCGUGUGUAACCUCCCCGAGAACGUGUGUAACAUCGCCCUGGCCUACAUCGCCAACCCCGUCUCCACGACGACCGAGGCCCUGCUGGCUCUGAUUGGCCAGUUCCUGUUGUUCGUCCGUUGCUCGGCGACACCGGUGUUGUUCCUGUGUCUGUGUCGUUCCCUGGGCCAGGCCUUCAUGGACUGUUGCUGUUGCUGCUGUGAGGAGUGUCUGCCAGACGGAGCAUCUUCAUCAUCUACUUCCUCCACUACCGCCACAGCGGUCUCCUCCUCCCUCUCCUCCCCGUCAUCACCCUCGCCGUCCAACACCAAGGAGGAGAAGCUGAAGAUUGUGUCUGGGACUACACCAGCCAUCUUCUACGACAAGGCCAAAGACAGCUCCUCUCUCAUGGUCAUCGGAACACCCUGC